GGCCGGACUACUCUCCCCGCAGUCCACAGAGGAGCGAACCCUAGUGUCCUUCCGCACGCCGUCGCCAUGGCCGCUGCCCGCGCCGCCCUCCGCCUGCAGCGCCAGAGCCUCGCCGCCAACCCCUUUCUCUUCUCCGGCCAUGGCCUCCGCUACCGCAAGCUCGAGGUCAUCCUCACUACGACGAUUGAUAAGCUGGGGAAAACAGGGGAUGUGGUCAAGGUGGCGCCUGGCCACUUCCGCAACCACCUUAUGCCCAAGAUGCUCGCUGUCCCGAACCUGGACAAAUUUGCCAUACUCGUCCGAGAGCAGCGCAAGCUCUAUCAACGUGAAGAGGAGGUCGUGGUGAAACAAGUCACAAAGGAAGAUGAUGAUGCCCGGCUACAGGAAGAAAGACUGAAGCAGUACCAAGCAGCAGCAAAGCGGCUAGAUAAUGCACUCUUGGUGUUGAGGAGGUUCAUCUCGACUGGAAAUGAGCUGCGUACUCCUGUAACAAAAGAUGAAAUUGUUUCCGAGGUGGCAAGGCAACUCAACAUCACCAUCCAUCCAGAGAAUCUGCACCUGCAGUCACCUUUAGCGUCGCUUGGUGAAUUUGAGUUGCCCCUCCGGUUACCACAGGACAUACCGCGCCCAGAAGGUAAGCUCCAAUGGACUCUGAAGGUUAAGAUCAGGAGAAAAUAAGCGCAGAAACUGGGGAAAUUUCUUUUGCUCCCACAAUCUGGUGCAUGAUACCCAACCAUUGUAGCCUUGUGGAAUAGGUUUCCAUUGCCUGGAAGCGCGGUACUGGUUUUUGCUGUUUGAACACGUACCUUGCCCGUGAGGCGCAUGAACAACUUUAUGAUGAGCAUAUGUGGCAAAUCCAUGGGCAAUAAAGCUAUCUAUGUUUUCUCAUAUUGUGUUUGAGUUUUAAAUUAUGAUUGUAAAUCAUAUAUUUGAAAUGCUGUUGGAUUGUGUACGUUUUGAAUUA
Molecule: messenger RNA, 964 nt
Organism: Sorghum bicolor (sorghum)
Lineage: Eukaryota; Viridiplantae; Streptophyta; Magnoliopsida; Poales; Poaceae
Product: 50S ribosomal protein L9
Exons: 6
Coding region: 67-678 (203 amino acids)
Biological process (GO): translation
Cellular component (GO): mitochondrion; ribosome
Molecular function (GO): structural constituent of ribosome
Source: RefSeq, a predicted model, not a curated record